Messenger RNA from Desarmillaria tabescens, 1336 nucleotides. RefSeq lists its product as uncharacterized. The record is from RefSeq and is a predicted model, not a curated record. The transcript is spliced from 6 exons. Bases 109 to 1188 code for a protein of 359 amino acids. NCBI's taxonomy places the organism in Eukaryota, Fungi, Basidiomycota, Agaricomycetes, Agaricales, Physalacriaceae.
AUGCCCGGAAGCAGACGACAUCGUGAAUAUACUUAAGCGCCAAGGAACGUGUUAUCGAUUAAAGCAUAUAGACGACCCUUGAGAUCAUCGAUUUCCCCAACACCCACCAUGAUAGAAGACAUAGACGAAGCAACAUCUGCGCUCAUCGCUCAGCUCACUCUCCAAGAUAUUACAGAGAUAUCGGGUGCUCGCAAGGGAAAGGGGCGAAGCGAUGUAGCAAAGAGCGAUGAAGAGUAUGCCCUCGAUCUUCAGGCAGACUAUUGGCGCAUGGAGCUGGAUCUCCAGCUAGCCCAGAGCCUGAGCCGAGCCUUAGAGACAGAUGCCAACUGGCUGGCGGUGGAACAGGCGGCCGAGGACGAUCACAGAUACGCGCUCGCACUAUCGAACGGUGCUGAGCUCCCCGCUCAGUCUGCGAAUCAAAGCCUCUUGGAGAAUCCCGCCUUCGUGAGAACACUCUUCACGCAUCAUCCCCCAACAUGGCAACCAAUGCUAAUCGUAGCUUCCGUGCUCCGUGUGAAGAUCAGUACUGCCAUGGCUGCCUCCGAGAUCUCGUCCAGGCUAGUAUCAACGACGAAUCACUGUACCCUGUCCGAUGCUGCGGCCGACCUCUUGUCGAGAGAGAUUUCUUACCACUCCUUCCCUUUUCCCUUACGAACACGUUUUCAAAUCAAGUCCAGAGAGCUAGGAACGCCAGCCAUGAGCCGCGUUUACUGUCAGAACCCUAUCUGCUCGGCUUUCCUUGGUUCGUCAGAGGGAAGGAGACGCGGACAUGCUGUCUGCCCUUUAUGCAAACAGAAUGCACAUCGAGGGGAGAACUACCUGUCCCAGGACUGUCAUUCAAUUAUUGAGCUCAAUCAUGGUUGCUAUCAUAUGACGUGCAGGUGCCUCACGCAGUUCUGCUAUGUUUGUGCGGUACCGUGGAAGAAUUGCCACUGCCCGCAGUGGGAUGAAGAUCGAUUGUAUAUCACUGCUCAGCGAAGGGUGGAAGAGGAGAUGGGUCCUCGCGCCACAGCAGCCGCACCAGAUAUUUUCCAGAGAGAGGUGGCAGCGAGAGCAGAGCAGCUGAGAUCCAACCACGACCUGCCGAGAUGCGAAGAAUGCAGUUGGUAUUUGCGGGAGUAUCUUCUUGUCUGUACCCACUGUGGAUUAGCGGCAUGUGUUCGCUGCUGUCGGAAUCGGCUGCUGUGAUGGUCUUGAUAGCCGAAGAACAUUGAAGUUUGAACUCGUUUGUGUCUGGUAGAAUAUUCCGUGGCGCUUGGCCUAAAUGAACAGUAAUUUUGAAUGACUGGUUGUGUACUGUGACUCAAUCUGGAAAAAAUAAAUUAGAGAAACGGAG